Molecule: messenger RNA, 3149 nt
Organism: Pogoniulus pusillus (Red-fronted tinkerbird)
Lineage: Eukaryota; Metazoa; Chordata; Aves; Piciformes; Lybiidae
Gene: NOXA1
Product: NADPH oxidase activator 1
Exons: 15
Coding region: 3-1880 (625 amino acids)
Biological process (GO): superoxide anion generation
Molecular function (GO): superoxide-generating NADPH oxidase activator activity; protein binding
Source: RefSeq, a predicted model, not a curated record
UGAUGGCCAAGCCAGGUAAUGGAAACGGCCCCAGAGCAGCGCUUGGCUGCGCCAGGCCCGGCCGCUCGCUGCACUGCCGGCGGCUGUCGGUCACCCCUCACCGGCAGAGGCCCAGCGAGCCGGCACCCCUGUGCCCGCUGCCUGCGUGGCCUCUGGCCUCGCCUGUGCCCCAGGAGAUGCCGCAGCCGUGGGCCGUGCCCCCGCGGGGCAGAGCCGAGGCAGGAGGGAGAGGGCAGCGGCUGCCAGACUUCCUUGUCCGCCCGCUCCCCGCCCAGGGGCCUCUCCCGCCUGCCCGCCCCGUCGCAGGUGCGGCGAGGCCCGGCCCGGGGCCAGGCGCACAGCCGCGGGCCAUGGCGUACCGGGAGCUGGUGCGGCGCUGGCAUGAGGGGGUGCAGGCGGCCGACGGCGGCCACUGGGACACAGCCCUGGGCAGCUUCGCAGGCAUCCCAGAGCCGCCGUCCAGGAUCUGGUUCAACAUAGGCUGCGUGCAGCUGCUGGCGGGGAGGCCCGAGCAGGCCCUGCGGGCAUUUGACAGAAGCAUUGAGAAGGACAACUCCCUGGCUGUGGGCUACUUUCAGAGAGGGUUUGUCCACCUGCAGCUGGAAAUGGGUGCAGAAGCUCUCUCUGACUACCAGAAGGCCUUCAGUCACCUCAGGAAAAAUCCCUUCAUCGACUACAAGCAGCUGGGGCUGAGGCACAUCCUCUAUGCGUGGGAGGUGCUGUACAGCACUGCAGCAGCACAGUGCCAGCUGCAGCAGUGGCAGGAGGCCAGGCUCACCCUGGAGAAGGCUGUUGUGUGGAGGCCCGAGGGGAGAGCAGCAAUCCUGGAGCUGGCCCUCGAGCGAGUGCAGGGCCGCCGGCGGCUGGAGCCCAUGCAGGUGCCUCUCGGGGAGCUUUUCAGACCGCGGAAGCAGGAAGUUGAGCAGCUGAAUUCCAAAGAUUUCCUGGGUAAACCCAAGGUGAUCUCCUCCAUCAUUCCCAAUGAUGAGUACUUCGGCUUUGAGCCUCUCAGGUUUCAGAAGCAGAGCUCCUCUGAAGCCAGCACUGAUGCUCUGCGGGACAGUGAGGUGAGCUACUGUCGAGUUGUGUCCCACUACUGCCCCGAGGGCUGGCCAAGGCUGGCAGUGGCAGCAGGGAGCUUGGUCUGUGUGCUGGGAAGAGGAGCAGAGGGCUGGGCCACAGCCAUCCACGGGGGACAGGUGCUGCGCAUCCCCAGCUCUCUCCUGGAGCCUGCCACCCAGAGCCACCCACAGAUCACCAAUGGGAUUCCUCUCCCCCCUGCCCAGAUGCCUCCCAGCCGUCUGCCUGUGAAGCAGAAGCCAGGGCCUGCUGGGGGAGAAGAAGCCUCUGCCAAUGGUGCUGGCACUCAGAGGGAUGAGCAGGUGCCUCCAGCCUGUGCAGAAGCCUCAUGCAGUGGGGACAGACCUGUCGUGCUGAGAGCGAGCUGUGAGUGCAGCCUGGUGCUGAGGGCAGGCCAGGUGCCCUCUGUGGCACAGCUGCGGGCACUGCUGCAGGAGCGCCUCGGCCAGCAGGCAGAGAGAGGCAGGCUGAGCUGCAGGCACGCGGAUGGCACAGAGCUGGGCACGGUGUCGGGAGAGGAGGAUCUGGAGGGGCUGUGGCAGCAGCUGACAGAUGGCAGCCUGGUGCUGUGCUGCCAGGACUCAGACUCCCACUCGGCCAGACCUGUCCUCUACAGGAUGCUGGCCCAGCACCCUUACCCUGCCCAGGGGCCAGGGGACCUGGAGUUCAGCAAGGGAGACCUGCUGGAGAUUCUCUCUGAAGUGAACGAGGACUGGCUGGAAGGACGCUGCAAGGGCAAGACUGGCAUCUUCCCCAGGUGCUUUGCAACCCAGACCAGUUGUGGUGCUGCCUCCCUAUAGCAAGCAGGAGCCUUCUCCUGCCCAACCACACCACCUCCCAGGGCUGGGAGACAUCAGGCCCAGCGCACUCAGGCCACAGCCAGGAGCUCUGCUGACCCUGGACAGGAGAUGCCUCCCCUCACAGUCCCCAUGGGGUCAGUCCAGCAGCCUGUUCCCACAGCUGGCAUUGUUACCUCUGUGCUUAUGCUGCCAAGGAUGUGCCCAUGCAGGGCAGAGAGGAGAGGGGGACCUGGUGUUUGGCCGUGGGGAACCACAGCCAGGGGCUCAGGGGCUGGAUGGGAAGAGGUUAACCUCCCCUGCCUUGCUGCUCAGCCCGGGCUGACUCUAAGGAGGCCAAGGAGAGCCCUCUGUGAGCAGCAGGCAGAGCCCUGCUGCCCAGGUCCUUAUCUCCGCCGGCAGAAGGCUUUGUGCUCAGUUUGCUCAUGGGAUAAGGCCCUGGUGAGGACCACCAGAGGCCACCUGGCACAGCCAGAGGGCUCUGAGCAUUCCUCAGCCUGCAUGUUACUGCCUUGUGCUGCGUGGGCAGGGGUCCUGCAGCACAGAGCAGAGGUGGCUGUGGACAGUCCUGGCCUGGGGAGUGUGGGGCUGGGCUGGUGGCUGCAGCUGGAAGGACUGAAGAGAGCAAUUCCUGCAGCUGAGCUGGGCUGGGGCUCUGCUGGUCUGAAUAAACCCCUCAGGUGCCUGGAGCUGGAAGCUGCUGUGGGUUUGGUGUCUGACAAAGCUGGGCUGUGUAACCUGCAUAUGCAAGAAGCCCUGGGCCAGAGCUGGCAGCUCCUACCUCAGCUGCCACUUGUGCCCUCUGCUGAGAUGUGCCAGAAAACGCUUUGGAAGAGAGCUGAGAGUGCCUGGGGGAGGUUGUUCUGCCACACACUGCAGAGACCUCGCACAGCCUGCACAGGGCAGGACCCAGAGAAGGUUGUCCCCCUCCUCAGAGCUGAGGUGGCCACCACUGGUGUCACUUGCCUCCCAGGGCAGCCCAGCAGGACAGGAGGUGCCAAGGAAGCUGUGCCAGGCUGGUUGGUGACUCUCCUUUGAAAAACAAAAGCAGAUUUAUUUCCAGCUGGGAUUUCUCUGGCCUGUGCCAAGCCACCAGGUCUUGGUCAGCUUUAGCCAGGCUAAAGGAGUCUUUUUCCUCCUGGAGGUACUUACAGAGCUCAAGACACAUUUGACACCCUCAGAGAUGACCCAGCUGAGCCCCCUGAGCACUGGAGAUGGGUCUAAUGCCCUCAAGCUUCUCCUCCUUCCACCUUCUGCAGCACUUCCCUGCCU